Messenger RNA from Sesamum indicum (sesame), 1766 nucleotides. Its product is annotated as glucan endo-1,3-beta-glucosidase 3. The record is from RefSeq and is a predicted model, not a curated record. Gene Ontology annotation, molecular function: hydrolase activity, hydrolyzing O-glycosyl compounds. Gene Ontology annotation, biological process: carbohydrate metabolic process. Lineage: Eukaryota; Viridiplantae; Streptophyta; Magnoliopsida; Lamiales; Pedaliaceae.
AUGGGUUUAGUGUUUCUUGGUCUUUUCUUGAUGGUGGUGUCUGCUACUGCUGCUGAUGAAGCUGCUUUUGUUGGGGUAAACAUAGGGACGGCACUUUCCGACAUGCCAGAUCCAACCCAAGUGGUGGCCCUUCUGAAGGCUCAGCAGAUCCGCCAUGUCAGGCUUUAUGACACUGAUCAAGCAAUGCUACGAGCUCUUGCUAAUUCUGGAAUACGUGUAAUCGUGUCAGUGCCCAACGAUCAACUAUUAGGCAUUGGGCAGUCUAACGCCACAGCAGCCAACUGGGUUUCUCGUAAUAUUCUUGCUCAUGUCCCAGCCACCAACAUCUCUGCUAUAGCUGUUGGCUCUGAAGUCCUCACCACUCUCCCAAAUGCAGCUCCAGUCCUGGUCUCAGCCAUGAAUUUUAUUCACUCUGCCCUUGUGGCUGCAAAUCUUGACUCCCACAUCAAAGUUUCCACUCCGCACUCUUCUUCUAUAAUCCUUGACUCUUUUCCACCCUCCCAAGCUUUCUUUAAUCGCACAUGGGACCCUGUCAUGGUGCCACUGCUCAAAUUUUUGCAAUCUACUGGCUCGUUUCUUAUGCUAAAUGUUUAUCCAUAUUAUGACUAUAUGCAAGCCAAUGGUGCUAUUCCGUUGGAUUAUGCUCUAUUUCGUCCUCUUCUUCCAACCAAGGAGGCUGUUGAUCCUAACACGCUUCUCCAUUACACCAAUGUCUUUGAUGCUGUUGUUGAUGCAGCUUAUUUUGCAAUGUCUUAUUUGAACUUCACUAAUGUUCCUAUCACAGUGACAGAAUCUGGUUGGCCAUCCAAGGGUGACUCUUCUGAGCCAGAUGCCACUAUGGACAAUGCUAACACUUACAACAGCAACCUCAUCAGGCACAUUCUGAACAAUACAGGGACUCCAAAACAUCCAGGCAUUGCAGUUAGUACAUACAUUUACGAACUUUACAAUGAAGAUCUUAGGCCUGGACCUAUUUCAGAGAAGAACUGGGGGCUCUUUGAUGCCAAUGGGGUGCCCGUUUAUAUCCUACACUUGACAGGUUCAGGAACCGUAUUGGCAAAUGAUACUACAAAUCAGACUUAUUGUGUCGCAAGGGAAGGUGCUGACAAGAAGAUGUUACAGGCAGCAUUAGAUUGGGCAUGCGGACCAGGGAAAGUCGACUGCUCUCCUCUGUUGCAGGGGCAACCAUGCUAUGAACCAGAUACUGUGGUUGCCCAUGCAUCUUAUGCUUUCGAUGCAUAUUAUCAUCGGAUGGUAAUGGGUGACGGGACCUGUAACUUCAAUGGGGUGGCCACCAUCACCACAACAGAUCCAAGUCAUGGUUCUUGCAUUUUUCCUGGAAGUGGUGGAAGAAACGGCACCUUUAUAAAUGGCACUGCCCUCGCUCCAUCUUUCAAUUCCACAACAUCCGGUUGCAGUCCCCAAUUUUUCCAGUGUGAAUAUUUUUAUAUGCACUCUGUGUUAUUUGGUGUUGUACUAUGGGCUGCAGUGUAUUUGUAGAUGAUAUAUUUCAUCUAUUGACGACGGGCAAGCUUCCUGAAACUGAAAGUUGAUGCCCAGAAGUGUUUGAAUUUUCUCAGACGAGUCCGCACGCCCAAUUUUGUUUCCCUCUGCAAGAGUAAGGGCGAGAUUUGUCUUGUAAGAUGUAACUCUGAGGUUGUUGAGAAUGAACUAAUUCAUUCAUUUGCGUAAACGAAACUAAUUUGAUGAAUUGGAUUGCAUUAUGUAAUUAUCAUUUAGUGUAAUGCAGCUUCUGUUUCAAAAUA